AGGAGAGGAGGAUACUCGUGGCAGUGGAUGGCGUAUUCACUGCAGUGGGAGAUAACCUGACACAGAUACAUCAGGAAUGCUCAAAAUGCCAUCACCACAAACUUUUUUUAUCUCUCUGUUAUAACAAAUAGCUGUCCAACUUUGUUGUCCAAGGUAACAUGUGAGCAAGAGAGUCAAGCCAUGCAGCUGAAUGAGACUGGAGUUCAAACACUGGCUCCAGAGCCAUGUGAGCAGCAGAUACUACUGGAGGACAACACUGGAAACCGUAGCAGCGGUUCCACCAGCAACCUGUCGCUGCACUGCUGGCUGCAGCUCCUCACCAAGGAAUCUAUCAUGGAUUUUCCAGGAGACAACGCCAGUUUAGUGGUGCGUGUGAUGAUAGCGUGUGUCUACUCCAUAGUCUGUGCGCUCGGGCUGGUAGGAAACUCACUGGCUCUGUAUCUGCUGCACUCACGUUACAGGCAGAAGCAAUCAUCCAUCAACUGCUUUGUGAUGGGACUGGCUAUCACAGACCUCCAGUUUGUUCUGACUUUACCUUUCUGGGCGGUGGACACAGCCCUGGACUUCCGAUGGCCGUUUGGCCGUGUGAUGUGCAAAAUCAUCAGCUCUGUCACCGCCAUGAACAUGUAUGCCAGCGUAUACUUCCUCACCGCUAUGAGCGUGGCACGUUAUUACUCUAUCUGCUCCGCGCUGAAGAUGCACAGCCGACGGGCGGCAGCCACUAGAGCCAAGUGGACCAGCCUGGGCAUAUGGGCUGUCUCUCUGCUGGCCACUCUGCCUCAUGCCAUCUACUCUACCAGCGUCCAGGUGUCAGAUGAGGAGCUGUGCCUGGUGCGCUUCCCGGACUCAGGCAACUGGGAUCCACAGUUUCUUUUGGGACUCUACCAGCUGCAAAAGGUCCUGCUGGGUUUCCUUAUUCCUCUGAUCAUAAUUACUGUCUGCUACCUGCUGCUAGUCCGCCUAAUCCUCAGCCGACGAAUCACAGGAGCAGGGGGCCCAGAGGUUGAGCUGGGCCGGCAAAAGCGUCGCUCCAAAGUGACCAAAUCCAUUGUCAUCGUGGUUCUGUCUUUCUUUCUGUGCUGGCUUCCCAAUCAGGCCCUGACACUGUGGGGAGUACUAAUAAAGUUUGACCUUGUUCCCUUCAGCAAGGCCUUCUACAAUGCGCAGGCUUACUUUCCCCUGACUGUGUGUUUGGCACACACCAACAGCUGCCUCAACCCCGUGCUCUACUGCUUGAUUCGCCAAGAGUUUCGGGCAGGGCUCAAGGAACUUCUCCUUAACGCCACGCCAUCCUUCAGUAGCCUGACUCAUCUGCUGCAUCGCAGGGCCAAAGUGGCUGAGGCACCGCCUGCUCUGGUGCUGGUCCAGAUGGAUGUCUGAUGUGGAUGACUAAGGCUCACUGUGGCAGAGGAUCUGAAGGAGUGAAUGACUAACUCACAAAGUAAAAAGUGAAAAUUGCCUAUCAAUCUGGAGUUAUCUCAACCCUGUCACCAUAUCCCUUUGGUUUUUGAAAACAACAUAAUCAUAACGGACUACCCGGUGGGAUGUGCCCCACUUUCACUGCGUGCUCCAGUAUUCACCCGGCAAAUCUUUUUUUGACUUGUUAUACACUGACUCUCUUGCGCGGCACAGUAUCUGUCUUUCUCUUUCUCUCUCUCUCUCUCUGCCUCCGACAGGCAAUCCGUGUGCUGCUCUCUGGUAAUGUGUCUGUAUAGAUGUCAAUCAUAAAUGAGAUUUAAAUAGUUGCAGCGCUCAGAUACUCUGAAAUUAGCUCAACCCCGAAUGACAUUUGCCACGGCAUCGGCAUCAAGAGUGGGAUCAACCGUUCUUUACGCUCACAGUGAAUGAGAACUUCACUGAUCAAACACUCAGACUGUGAAUUGACAAGGGAUUUACUCGGAGAAAACAAAAGGAAUCAUGACCAAGAUGUUAAUAUGAUUAUAAUUAAUAGAAUAUGAAUAAUGAGCGGGUUCCCCGUGCUGUGUUUAUAUUUGUUCUAUGGUGCAAUGGUGUACAUUGCACCAUACAGUAAAAGCAGAUUGGGAAUGAAACCUAACCAAAUUAUUUAAAAAGUAGGCUCAUAUUGAAUAGUAGUAUUUACUAUGUCUAAAAGACAAUAAAAGAGCCAAGUCAUUGAAAAGCUUAACAGUAUGUAUUUGUUAAAAAUGGAGAAAAUGGCAAGGUCAAACACUAUACAACAUGUGUGCAAUUUAUUCAGGAGCAAAAAAUAGCACAAUAGUUACUUGCUGCAUUGUCUUGUGGAAAAGGUUCCUACUUGAACUUGUGAAAAAAUAAAAGGCAAAGAAAUCGAUACAAGCUACAAGCACUUAAAUCAAUUUCCUGUUGACAGCAUGACAUAAUAUGUCAAAGGGUUCAGUAGAAGGAGUGUAUAGUUAGUGAGAUGAAUCUGGAGGAGUCCUGAGGAUCAGUUCAGGUGAUUCAGAUGAGAUUCAUACCCCUGUGCAAUGACUUUUACGCUGCUCGCAUGUGAGCUGAGCUCAUAUACUACAUUGCAUACGCACAUAUACAAUGGAAAAAUGUAUGCUCACUAUUUCCUACACUCACACAUGCAAAAUAUAUCUGGGUGCAGUUGUAUCAUAGCAGUAGAUAUGUCAGAUUAAACAACAUAAUGAAUAAUUUAGAAUUUACAUUACAAAUGCAGAUUUGUAUAUAUUUGCAGCAUAUUCAAACCAGGCCAUUUAUACAAAUUAAAGCAUUUCACCAUGGACAGUUCACGGAUGUCAACACCAGCCUUUUCUUCUCUGUGAAAUUACACAGUUACAUUUGUUGAAGGAGCCCGUAACCGAGUAAAGCUGAUGUGAUAAUGUGAUCUUCUGUGAAUGUGAUGUGUCUCUGUAUUCUGUCACGACUGUCACCAUAAUCAUGAUAUUUUACAGAAGAAAUGUGUUCAUUUGAUGUUUCAAUGGAAUGUUUCAAAUAAGUAACGAUUAAAUUAAAAGCCCUCGGCUUGAACUGCUUGGAAUAAUUUGGCAAGUUAGAAUUCAGAGCAUAUACAUGGGGAGAAGAAUGAAAAAAAAAUGUUGUAAAACAACCCUACAGUGAUAGACAGAGACUCACUCCUCUGUUCUUUUAUUAAUGAGAUUUCAUUUUCUCAUUCUGUGUUUGCACAGCACCUCUUCACUCACUAACAACAUCAGCACUGUACCGCACAAACUAACCUAUGAACUAAGGUGCUGAGAAAAGUGCUGUUAACAAUAUGUUUUCUUAAUCAUCUCUGAGAAUUCAUUAAUUAAUGGAGUGAAAAUAUAACAAAAACAUAAUUAUUUAAAAAAACAUUAUGGGGUGAUAUUUAUUUGGUCCAAAAAAAUGCCCCAGGGCCCCAGAGUCAUUGUUUGUGAAUUGAUUUGUUGUCAUUUAAUAAAUUGUACAUUUGUGUCAGAAUAUGCCCCAACUAAAUAAAGUAUGAAAUGACAAGAA
Messenger RNA from Perca fluviatilis (European perch), 3438 nucleotides. It is a transcript of the gene rxfp3.2b, whose product is annotated as relaxin family peptide receptor 3.2b. The record is from RefSeq and is a predicted model, not a curated record. Gene Ontology annotation, molecular function: G protein-coupled receptor activity. Gene Ontology annotation, cellular component: membrane. Gene Ontology annotation, biological process: immune response; G protein-coupled receptor signaling pathway. Lineage: Eukaryota; Metazoa; Chordata; Actinopteri; Perciformes; Percidae.